Messenger RNA from Penicillium lagena, 2817 nucleotides. Its product is annotated as putative alpha,alpha-trehalose phosphate synthase subunit TPS3. Gene Ontology annotation, molecular function: catalytic activity. The record is from RefSeq and is a predicted model, not a curated record. Lineage: Eukaryota; Fungi; Ascomycota; Eurotiomycetes; Eurotiales; Aspergillaceae. The coding region runs from base 1 to 2817 and encodes 938 amino acids. The transcript has 3 exons. Gene Ontology annotation, biological process: trehalose biosynthetic process. Gene Ontology annotation, cellular component: alpha,alpha-trehalose-phosphate synthase complex (UDP-forming); cytosol.
AUGACUGUCCUCAUCGCAUCGCUGUUCUUGCCAUACACUGUCAAUUUCCAUGUCGCCAACUCGCGCAAGCUUCGCCCGUCGAUAAAUCCAUCGGCGGCGGCUACCGCUCCUCCUACGACCACCAAACUUCCCGCCGAACCCGUCACGUCACAUCCCACUGCAGCUGCUAGUUUGUUUGAGAAGAACAAUCCAUCCGCACCGCCAGGUCUUACACCCGGUGCAACCACCGAUCAUGAGCGCAUCUUCACUGCGAGCCUGAACCAGGCGGAGAAGGAGGGCUCGGGAUAUCCAUUUCCCUCAGAGAUAACCGAGGGAACCCCACCGCUCACGGAAAGCGAGGGCCAUUCGCCCGCAUGGGGUGCGACUACUUCACUUACCCAGCCAAAGCCACAGACAAUUGUGUCUCCAUCUCCCUCCAUCUUGAAGCACCAGGACCCAAUCGCCCCGCUGAAAGAGCCUGUGUCACACAGAGCGCCCGGGACUGAGCCUGCACCAUACCUGGCCUUGAAAAAUGCCGACAACCGUAGUCGCAAAGAAUCAUUCUCCAAAGUGGAAUGGACCGUGGAAACUGCGGAGCAAGGCAAUGGUGGUCUGCGCAAUGCGGUCCGCUCGGCAACGGACAAUGGAUACAUAAAGGAUAUGAUGUGGGUGGGCACGUUGGGAAUGCCGACAGACGCACUAUCACCAUACACGAAGUCUGCCAUUGCAGAGAAGCUGCAGAGGCAGUAUGGGUCGGUGACGGUGUUUGUCAAUGACGGUGACUUUGAUGGCCACUACACCCAUUUCUGCAAGACCAUCCUCUGGCCGGUCUUCCACUACCAGAUUCCAGACAACCCAAAGAGCAAGGCGUACGAGGAUCAUUCGUGGAUCUACUACGUCAAGCUUAACCAGGCAUUUGCAGAUCGCAUUGCCAAACAGUGGAAGCGAGGCGACUCCAUCUGGGUGCAGGAUUAUCAUCUCUUGUUAGUCCCAGCCAUGCUCCGGAAGAUGCUGCCCGAUGCCCAGAUCGGCUUCUUCUUGCAUAUUGCCUUUCCGUCAUCCGAAGUCUUCAAGUGUCUGGCUCCACGCAAAGAACUCCUGGAGGGCAUGCUGGGAGCCAACCUACUCGGCUUUCAGACUGACGAGUACUGCCGCCACUUCCUGCAAACAUGCAGUCGCAUCCUGUGUGUGGAAGCUACCAACGAAGGGAUUCAGAUGGAGGACCGAUUUAUCAAUGUUGGCACGUUUCCAAUUGGCAUCGAUCCAACUUCCUGGGACAAGCGCCGCCAGGCUGCAGACGUGGAGCGCUGGGUCGCGACAAUCUCCAAACGAUACCACGGGAAGAGGCUGAUUGUCUCUCGUGACAAGAUCGACUCGGUCCGGGGUAUCCGCCAGAAGCUUCUGAGCUAUGAAUUGUUUCUCAACACCUACCCGGAAUGGGCAGAUAAAGUUGUUCUCAUCCAGGUCGCAACCAGCACCACAGAACAGCCUGAGCUGGAAGCGACCGUCUCCGACAUUGCCAUGCGGAUUAAUUCCACUCAUUCCACUCUCGCCCAUCAGCCCUUGGUUUUUCUCAAGCAAGAUCUUGCCUUUCCGCAGUAUCUCGCGCUCAUCACCGUGGCGGACGCCCUCAUGAUCACCAGUCUCCGCGAGGGAAUGAAUUUGACCAGUCAUGAGUUUGUUUACUGCCAAGAUGGCCGCUACGGUGACAAAGCAUACGGAUCCUUGAUCCUCAGUGAGUUCACGGGAAGCGCGUCGGUCUUUGGAAAUGCCGCGCUUCUGGUCAACCCAUGGGACUACCGACAGUGCUCAGCGGCUAUCCAUACCGCGCUGACCCGGGACCAGAAGAAACGCAAAGAGGUGUGGGACAAGCUGCAUAGUGCCGUCCUGCAGAACUCGACCGCCAACUGGGUCAAGUCGUUUAGUGAGACCCUGAGUCGGGUGUGGAACGAACAGUCGUCGCGCGAGAUCAUGGCCGUUCCACGGCUGUCCGUUCCCCGGCUUGAGGAGCGGUACCGGCGUUCCAGAUGUCGACUUAUGAUCGUCGACUACGAAGACACGCUCGCAUCGUGGGGAUCACCGCGCAGCAUCAUUCUCACCACGCCUCAGCGGGCGAUCACCACUCUGACCGAGCUGACCGACGACCCUGCGAAUAUAGUUUAUGUGAUGAGCGCACGCAUGCCGGAGGAGAUGGAACGCCUCUUCCGCGUGGUCCCCAACCUGGGACUCAUUGCCGAGAACGGGUGUUUCGUGCGCGAGCCCAAUGCCGACAAAUGGACCAAUCUCGCAGACAAGGCGCACAUGGUGGCUUGGAAGGACAGCGUUUCACACAUUCUUUCCUACUUCCAGGAACGGUCCGAGGGCAGCUGGAUCGAAGAGCGGCACUGCUCACUUGUGUUCCAUCACGGAUCCGCCGAGGACCGGACAGUCGCGGCGCGACUUGCCGCCGAGUGUGCGGGCAAUAUCAACGACGCUUGCGCCAGUCAGGGCGUACACGCCAUCCCUGUUGGAGGGGCUCUGGUCGUCGAGAACGUCCACACUAGCAAGGCCUCUGCGGCUGAACUGGUGUGGCGCCGCGCUCUAGAAAAGGAUGGCGGAGAUACCACGAAGCCAGACUUUCUGCUCGUUGUAGGCGAUGGCCGCGAAGAUGAGCCUGUCUUCCGGUGGGCCAAUAAACUCGAGACGGCCAAAGCAGUUGAUUAUGUGAUGACAGUGACUCUGGGGUCGCGAAAUACGGAUGCGAAGGCGACCCUGACGCAGGGAGUGACUGGUGUUCUCUCUUGCCUGCAACAACUGGCCAAUCCGGAGGUGGUUACGGCGACGUUACCGGUGCGGUAA